Aplysia californica (California sea hare) is the source of this 3785-nucleotide messenger RNA. RefSeq lists its product as uncharacterized. The transcript is spliced from 3 exons. Bases 526 to 3384 code for a protein of 952 amino acids. Lineage: Eukaryota; Metazoa; Mollusca; Gastropoda; Aplysiida; Aplysiidae. The record is from RefSeq and is a predicted model, not a curated record.
CCAGACUGGAGGUUUGAUCUUCCCCCGUAUUUUUUCGCCCUUAGUUAUCCCCGACAGUUGACGGCUACGUGUUGCUCAGUCAUGAGGAAGUGGACUAAUACAGGAAGGGCCUCCAGGCUACAACAAUUAUUGUCAACAAAAAUCAUUUCAGUGAGUCUCAACAGAGUGAUCAACUCGAGUGUACUUUGAUAAUACAAAACAGUUUGCGAGUUCGUUGGUCGUCUUUGCCGACAGACAGAAAAAUGAGGAGGUUGAACUGAGAGCAGCAUCUGCUAAAAUGUGCUGGACUUUUGUUGCGACUCAACCAACAUGGCGACGGUUUAAUGUAGGCUAAGUCUGUUUUAUUGACGAAGACCACCAUUACUCUCCAUUUUCGUAUAGCCCUGGAAAUUAAGUUCAGUAUCACCAACAGUUCUGUGCACUAGUUUUCUCUGUACGUGCAUUUUAUCAACAAAGAAUACUAGUGUUGUUUUGUCAUCCAGUCUUGGAACUCAAGCUUUUUUUUCUAUUUGUACCACUACGAAAAUGUUGAGUGCCGCCGAGCUUCACAGCAUCAAGAACGGCGGGUGCCUGACACAAGCCAUGCAGCAAAACAAAGAUGACCUGUCACUCAAGAGCAAAAUAUAUGCUAUUGAAUACGAGAGACGUCAGUCACUGAAAACAAUGGAAAUCAGGAGGAGACAGUUUCUGCAUCAGUAUCACCAGACGGCAGUGAAACGCUCGGUACCCCUGUCCGUUCUAGUGGAGAGAAAGAAAAGAAAAGUUGAAGACGGCAAGAAAGAAGAACGGAGGAGUAAAAGUGUUUUGGACAAUCGUACGUCUGAGUUUAUCGAUGGUUUGAAAACAAGACCGUUAACAACUGGAAUAACUCGCAAAACUUUGCUACAAAAGUUACAGGAGCAAGAAAAACCUCAUAUGACUGACUUCGGUGAAAAGAAACUUCCUGAAAACGAAACGAAGAGUGGUGCAAUGGGCUUGUACCAAAGAAGCUUCGGUUUGAUUAAGAAUCACUCUGAAAACUCAAAUCCCUUUGUGGCUUCGGUCGGUUCUAUCAUAAAAAGGUUAAAAGGCGGUAAAAGUGGGGAAAACCAGGAUGGUGAGAGAGAGAAGCCAGUCAACGAACUUACCCGAAAGAUUUUUGGAAAAUAUUUUAAUGGACAAACCACAGAUGGUGCAGAUGUUGAAGAGAGUGGAACUGCUACUUUGAAGGAAGGGAAUUCAGUUUUAGUUUCUAAAAGUGAGAGUGAAACAUGCAACAGCGACAAUGAUCCAUGUGGUGACCAAGUUAAGCAGAGCGCUAAUAAAGACAAAUUAUUAAUUAGUGACUCUCUUACUCAAGGACAACAUGGAAAUUGUCGGGACACCAACGGUGGGACCAAAAGCGAUUCUGACAGCGACUCUAGCAUUAAGGCAAUGACGGCCAAACAAGACGAAUCAACGCAUACGUAUUUCAUAAACCGAGGAAGAUCACAAAGCAAAACUAUUAGUAAACACGACACUCCACAAAUGAGUCUUCCUACAAAUGAGAAAACCAAGGGUAAGAAAGACCUCAUUUCCAUAAAUAUAAUUCCACCUCACGUGAAGUCACACGACUCCUCAACUAAAUAUGUUACAGCAGAGCGAACGUCGAGACCAGAGAAGAACCACGUCUUCCGAGAAAAGACUGGUUUGAGUGACUCUCCAGAAGAUGCGGACGCUAUUCUUUUCCCGCAUGGAUCACACGAAAGUCGAGGUGGAGGGGUGAAUGUCUCAGGACCUCAGAACGGGGCAUCUCAUCAUCAUGUGGGAACAGAACAACACCGAGUGCAACAUGUAAACUCCAGGAAAAACACACGCUCGUCUGUAGGCUCUCUCCAGUUUCGCAGAUCGAGUUCCUUAGGUCCUUAUUGUUCGAAGCAGCGAGAAGAGAGUACUGGGGACAGAAAUCGUCGACCUCAAACUCGCAGCAAGAGUCCGGAGAUUCCUGUAGUGAACAGAUCCCAAACCAUCAUCAUUGUCCAUUCAGAGAGCGGCACAGAACAGGAGAAACACAGCAUAUUUGGAAAUCAGAAGAAUACAACGUCACAGAAUGGGGACGAGGAAGGAAACGUGAAGUCCAAAGAACAGUUCGGAGGUGAUAAAUCAUCUUUUGUACAUUCUUUAAAUGGAACUGGUCAUAGUACCGAUAACAAUUCGAAUCAUUAUGGGAAAGAUGGUGAAGAGGAAGAUAAUGAUGACGAUAAUGUUGAUAAUGCUGGUGACAAUAAAAUACCACCUCUUUAUUUAGUAUCCCCGAGCCCAGAAGAGACCACAACAGAUAGUGUGUCAGUAGAGGGUUCAAAACUGUCAAGAGCAGACUCUUUCAGCCGAACUGUUGGCCGACGUCGCUUGUCAAUGCAGACGACGGGGGCUCUACGUCUUUGGGCGGAAGUGCAGAAAUUGGAUGAAGAACGUGAGAGGAAACUAGUGCAGUCCGAGGAACAGAAGUACGGUCAGCUGGUGGAGAACCUCGCUGCGGCAGAGUCUGAGGCCACGGAACAGGCGGAGCGCCUUAAAGCCGUCAGACGCUUCCCUCCAGGUUUGAGCAUGCCCGGCAGCGCAGAGCAAAGCCCUGGCGGUACGGCAGCAGAUCCAAAUACAAUACGGGGGUCCACAACAGCACGAAGGAUGUCUCGGCAGGAGGGAGCUAUCCACGUCACUGACGAAGUUUACAAAUUUGUACGGAGGCGGUACAGUGUGUCCGAUAUCCGACAUGCACUUUGGGUUCGGCCAGACCAGCAAAAACCAGCAAAGGCCGACUUUUUGGUCAAUUCUUCAAGUAGUUCAAAUGUUGGAAACAACACCGCUAGACGGAAUUCGGUGACAGCUAGUCAGAAUUCAGAGCGAAUAGGGAGUGCGACUGGACGCAGUCGAAUUCCAUCAGCCAAGGGUAGACCCUCAGAAUCGAGGAAAGGUAAAAGUCUACUCUCAGCUGUCUUUAGACCACUGGAAGGAACGCCACGCCGUCGAAGUGUCCCCGAGAGUAAAGAUAAAAGUCGCGAAACAGUCAGGGAAAUUAUUACUUCCGCCGGAAGUGGUCGAACAGAAAGUAAAAAUGGCAACCGAGUUCCUUCCGCUUCUGCUAACAGGAGGGACGCACGCAGUUACAGCUGGGCACCAGACGUAAGCCAACCCAAGAAGUGGCACAUUCUGGCCCUAGAAUUGUUGUCCCGAAACCAAAAAGGGUUGUCAAAAUUUCGAACUGUUAGCCACCUGCUUCAAUGUUUGAAGGAAGAGUACGAGCGCGAGAGGACAGACAUGGUGUUUGAGGAACUGCGAUACUGCACCUAUCUCAGGUUACCAAAAGCACAUGUCCCACUGGAAUUACAGGACUGUGACGUGACCUCAAUCUUUAGCAAAGAAUGAUGUCACCGACAAUUCGCUACCUCAGAAUUACAACGGUCUAUCUGCUCACAUGCCUAGUUUUGAGAACUUUGACGUCAAACUUUGUUAAGUUUCACAAUAAUUAUGUUAAGCUUUUCCAAAUUCAAUUCUUUGAAUAUCUUGAAAACAGCUCCGAAUAUUAUUACGAUUUUGAUAGAGCAGACAGAGCAUUUGCUUUCUGACCUCACGGUCUUAGUAACUCAAAGUGGCCUGAAAUGCCAGAUAGAACUUAGAUCUAGUAAUUCUGAGAUACUGAUUUGUGUUCCACAAUGUUUUCCCCUGGUGUGAUACACAACAGGUUUACAAUAAAAUGGGGGAAAUGAGAUGUAAAAUUUGUGGGGGAAAAAAAAUUAAAGCGUAUUGCGUUGUAUUACCAGAACGAA